Messenger RNA from Eurytemora carolleeae, 1472 nucleotides. Its product is annotated as peptidylglycine alpha-hydroxylating monooxygenase. Gene Ontology annotation, molecular function: oxidoreductase activity, acting on paired donors, with incorporation or reduction of molecular oxygen, reduced ascorbate as one donor, and incorporation of one atom of oxygen; copper ion binding. The record is from RefSeq and is a predicted model, not a curated record. Bases 242 to 1252 code for a protein of 336 amino acids. Gene Ontology annotation, biological process: peptide metabolic process. NCBI's taxonomy places the organism in Eukaryota, Metazoa, Arthropoda, Copepoda, Calanoida, Temoridae. Gene Ontology annotation, cellular component: membrane; extracellular region. The transcript is spliced from 9 exons.
AAAGUAGAUCUAAUAUCCUGGUAAAAUCAAGGAUAAUCAUGUAUCUGAGCGUUAAACCUUGGAGAGUGAAAUCUUGAACCUUACUCAGUUUUCCCUCAACUCUCUCCCACACCUCUACCCUCAGCUAACCCCGGAUCAGUGCUGAUACGAAGGUAGAGUUGAAAGAAGAAACGAAGUUCUGACGUAGAUCGAUCGAUACCGAGGUUCAAGUUUAAGAGUAUAUUCAGAGAGAACAGUAGACAUGCACUGUACACCAUGGUUGGUAGCAUUCGGCUGUAUUCUUGCAAUUCAGGCAAAAAAAGAGAGUUUAGUGACUGAGGAGUUUCCUCUUCUUAUGCCUAAUGCAAAACCAGAUCUACCAGAAACAUACUUUUGUACACCAAUCAGGUUGGAUACAGACCUAACCUACUAUAUAGUCGGGUUUAGACCCAACGCAACCAAGAUGACAGCCCACCACAUGCUAGUUUAUGGUUGCGAGGAACCAGGAUCCAAGGAUCCUCUGUGGAACUGCGGAGAGAUGGCUGUAAAGCAACCAGGAUUAAAGACGCAUAAACCCUGUGGGUCUGGAGAUCAGAUUGUGUAUGCCUGGGGGAUGGAUGCUCCCUCCCUUGAGCUCCCAGCCGGAGUUGGAUUCAGGGUUGGUGCAGACUCCAGUAUCAAGUAUCUGGUACUCCAGGUUCACUAUGCUAGUAUUGACGAGAUCCCAGAGAAGGGAGAUGAUAGCGGUGUAUUCCUCCAGUAUACAGAGGAGCAGCAACCUAAAUCUGCUGGAGUACUUCUCCUAGGAACCGGAGGAUUUGCUCCUGCACAUUCAACAACAUAUUUUGAAACCUCCUGUGAGAUUGAGGAUACAAGAGAAAUCCAUCCUUUCGCUUUUAGGACACACACGCAUGGGCUAGGAAAGGUUGUAUCUGGAUGGAGGGUUCGGGAUAAGAAUAAUUGGAAACUGAUCGGUAAGAAGGAUCCAAUGCUCCCCCAGAUGUUCUACCCUAUAGAGACGGAGAUGACGGUACGGAAGGGGGACACUAUUGCAGCGAGGUGCACCAUGGUCAACAACAGAGACAGGACAGUAUAUAUCGGGACUACAAACGAGGAUGAAAUGUGUAAUUUCUACAUGAUGUACUGGGUUGAAGGAAAACAACCAGUCACUCCUAACACAUGCUUUACAAGGGGCCCACCAACCUGGUCCUGGGGAGGAUGGUUUGGAGGAGGUCUCUCUAAUAUUCCUGAUCUUGAAGCUUCAACUCUUUAAACCAAAAAUUAUAUUAAAUCAUUUUUUCUCCUUUCCCAGGAUAUCCUCCAUUUAUUUUAUUUGGUUUUUAUCUCGUUCUAUUCAACACACAAAAAAAUCUACUUUUUUGUUUUCUUAUUUGUCAGAAAAGAUCUUAAACCUAAAAAAUAUCCUGUAAUCCUGUACUUGUCUUGAAACAUAUUCAUUAUAUUAUAAAAAUAAAUCAUUAUAUUCUCCCAUA